AUGGCUGUUUUGUGGUCGACAGUGUUGAUGCUGUGGAUAUUGUGCCAGAUUGCAACACGUCCCUGUUGCGCUCAAUGUAAGGAUCCUAAUUCGUUUUUUUGCGACAUCGGAGUGGUCAACAUGACUUCUGACGGAGGAGCCAAGAUACGUAACGCCAUUGACAGCCAAGACUACAUGUAUACAAUAGGCAUCGAGAAGCUGAUCGUCAGCAGCAGUGCGUCCGGUCCCUUUCUGCAGAGAAUUGCACCCUUUACCGAGGCGAUCAUUUAUUUGAUCUAUCGGGAUCCAGUGUUCCAAGUUCCGGCAGGCAACACUAUCGCCGAUAUCGAAAUUGGCAAUGGAGCUAAUUUACGAUCGGUGGUGGCAGGUACGAAUAACCACCUAAAGAGACUGCAGCUGGAGAACUGCCUGCUAGACCGGGUGCCACCGACACUGUCCCAGAUGAUCGAGCUGGAGGAGUUGAUUAUCGAACGUUGCGCAAUGACAGCACUGCGGCUAGACGUGUUGGCAAACAACCCGAAACUGAAUAUCUUGAGCCUUGCAAGUAAUCAAAUACGGCAACUGUUUCCGAUCACAUCGCCACCAAAACAGGGGUUGACCCUAGCAACGAUUGAUCUAUCCAAUAAUCAGUUGGAACGUCUGGAUAUGUCCAUCUUUGUCCAUAUGCCGGACCUGGAGCGGCUGAACGUUAAAGCGAACCGCAUCGUACGAAUCGAGGCGACAGCACCGGUAACCUACGCUUCAUUCAAGCGACUGGAUGUCAUUUCGAACAAAAUUGCUGUCCUAGAUACACGCAAUCUCACGCUGCCUUCAUUGACUUCGUUCUUUGUGGACGACAAUGCGCUCACGGAAAUUCCACCGCGUUGGGGAUCGCUGCCCAAAUUGCUCUACCUCGGGAUUGAUCGAAACAAUCUGAAACAAAUCGACAUGAGUGUAUUUGGUCAGUUUCCAAACUUGACCGAAAUUUACAUAAACGAAAACAAGGUCCAGACCAUACGCACCUCGUCCCCCAUUACUCUACCAAAGUUUGAUACGAUCGUGUUCGAAAACAAUCAGAUCACGUCGGUUAACUUUACGGGAUGCAAUUUUCCUGCGCUGGACUUUAUUUCGCUGAUGAAUAAUCAGCUGAAGGCAGUUCCGCCUCUGUUGCAACGAUUUCCCAAAACACGGAUGUCCGUCGAAUGGAAUCCGAUCAAAUGCUCCAACAUAGUGACGUUCAAGGCCAAGAUCAAUGAGAAUCGUCUUUACGUGAGCACCGGUACGACCCAGUCGGGAUGUUCCACGACAUCUUCGAUCGUACUUGAUCAAGAGAAAAGCGCAUGCUGUGAAGCUUGA
Messenger RNA from Anopheles marshallii, 1335 nucleotides. Its product is annotated as leucine-rich repeat protein SHOC-2-like. Gene Ontology annotation, molecular function: protein binding. Lineage: Eukaryota; Metazoa; Arthropoda; Insecta; Diptera; Culicidae. The record is from RefSeq and is a predicted model, not a curated record. The coding region runs from base 1 to 1335 and encodes 444 amino acids. The transcript is spliced from 2 exons.